Messenger RNA from Vicia villosa (hairy vetch), 1416 nucleotides. RefSeq lists its product as uncharacterized. The record is from RefSeq and is a predicted model, not a curated record. NCBI's taxonomy places the organism in Eukaryota, Viridiplantae, Streptophyta, Magnoliopsida, Fabales, Fabaceae. The coding region runs from base 349 to 1086 and encodes 245 amino acids. The transcript is spliced from 5 exons.
AGAGAAUGAGAAAGAGCGGAAAAGAGUGAGACCCCACUUCACCACGACACAGCCCUUGCCUUUAAGCUUUAGUAACUCCUAUGAACGACGAAUUACUCGAAUCUACUCCACCUUCAUUCUUCUUCACCGCCACAUAAUCUCUCUACCCCCUCUUUCCAUUUUUUUUUUUAUUAUUAUUCAUUUUUCAUUUAUUUAUCAUCACAAUUUUAUCACACAUAUAUAUAAACCUAUCCUCUACCCUCUCUUCGUCUUUUUCAUCACCACUACCAUUUUCUCUCUGUCACACACUCUCACACCAGAUUCUUCUCUCUCUUACAUGACUGUUAUUCACCAACGCCACCCCAAGCGAUGAUGGUCAACAACGAUGACUGGUCCAGAGCGGCCAUGAAAGACGACUCGAUUCUCGUCGAGUUUCUCAUACAGCUAAAACACGGCGUGACGACUAAAUCUCAACCACUGCCGUUCACUUGGGGGAACAAACAACCACGCUCAAGAUCGAGGAUAACCGCCUCCGUCUCUCGCUGCGACCGCGCUUUCUCAACCAGAUGCAGUCCGACAACGCCGCUCUCUUGGAGUGGUGGUGCUUCUCCGUCUGUAACGGCUGAUGGUUACGAAGAUUCCAGCCGCUAUCCAAACCACCACGCCGUCAGAUCCAAGGCUACAGCAACAAGUGGAUACACAAGCAAUUCCGCUUCUAACAAAAGGUGCAGAAAGAAAAAGUCUUUUGCAGAAUUGAAGGAAGAAGAGAGCUCCUUGAUGAGGGAAAAGAUCUAUUUAGAAAGGGAGAUUGCCACUAAAAAUGCAAAUUUUGAGGUAAUGAGAACUACGAAUGAGAGUUUGAAGAGGAUGAAGCUUGGUUUCGGAUCAAAAUCUCAUAGCAAGCCAAGUUCAACUUCUGUUGAACUACGGGGUACAGUUGCUGGUCAACCCCACCAGAGAAUAGUAUCUUCUGAGGUCCAUAACACUCAAGACAAUACUCGUCCACAAGCAUCAGAAUCUAGACCAAAUAGAAUUGAGUCAACCGGGGAAAGUUUUUUCAUGAUACCAGAUCUAAAUAUGAUGCCAUCUGAUGAUGGUAUGAGUUGAGCGAAAGACUCUUGGAACAAUAUUGGGCCACGGGAAAUUGGUGAGACGACUAUGAACAAUGUACAGGCUUAUUUUUCAGGCCAAUAAUUUGAAGACUCCGUCUGAUAGAAAUUGUGGAUGAGAAAAAUUUCUUGAUGCAAUGCAUCUACCAAAUCUUGUGACGGGAAACAAGUGGCAGCAUAAAAGGAGAAAAUUUUCAUGGUUAGUUCUAGCCGCAAAAGGUUGUAGAGUAGUGAUGAUAUACUAGAGUCACAGGUUCUUGGGAUUCAUGUAUGAUAAGUACCAAUGUACCAUUCUUUGGUUGGUUAAUUCUCUUGGAUUGCUUUAUAA